Colletotrichum orchidophilum is the source of this 822-nucleotide messenger RNA. RefSeq lists its product as uncharacterized. Gene Ontology annotation, biological process: regulation of DNA-templated transcription. Bases 1 to 822 code for a protein of 273 amino acids. The transcript has 3 exons. Lineage: Eukaryota; Fungi; Ascomycota; Sordariomycetes; Glomerellales; Glomerellaceae. The record is from RefSeq and is a predicted model, not a curated record. Gene Ontology annotation, molecular function: DNA-binding transcription factor activity.
AUGUCAAUGUUCACCAUGUCCCAACAUCACCCGUACGCCUAUCCGGCAGCCGCUCCCGCUCCCAGAGCAUACUCUGGCCACGGUACCAGCAGCGCCUUUAGCAGCUCCGCCAACCCUGAUGAAGACUGGACCAAGAUCUCCGACCUUGCUGAGCGCAGGAGGAUCCAGAACCGCAUCGCUCAGCGCAACUACCGCAAGAAACUCAAGAGACGCCUCGAGGACCUUGAAAGACGUGCUGGACAGGAAGGCACAUCCCCCACCGAGAAGCCUGCGGCACCCAAGAGCUCCAAAAGCAAGUCUGCGAGCAAGACUCAGAAGACGCCCUCGCCAACCAAGACCAUGAACCAGGGCCAAUUCACCCCUCCCAUGAAUAACGACGACGAAGUCUUCUUCGCACAAAAUCACUAUGAUGGCCGCGAGAGAUCCAUCACUCCUCCGUUCCUCGCAUAUUCGACCUACCCUCCAACCGAAGAGAUGAUCAUGGCUCCCGCAUACACUACACAACAGUACCCCAUGACAGCCGCCGAGUAUCCCACAUAUCUCGCAGCGGCGGUACCAGUGACAUUGCCGCCCAUGAAUCACUUCAACGACGCCAUCAAGCGCGAGUCUUACCACAGCGACGACGGUCUUUCCCCAUACAUGAAUUAUGCGUACAUGCCUGGCAUGGAGAUGAACACGCAAAGCUCCUACGACCCCACGAACCCUCAUACUCCUCCGCUCUCACACUCGUUCGACCACUCAGCCAACUGUUCCGAUGCCGGCUACGAGUAUCCCACAACACCACUGUCAAUGCCGGGAUCUCCUGGUCUGGUCCACCAAUAG